Molecule: messenger RNA, 2486 nt
Organism: Trifolium pratense (red clover)
Lineage: Eukaryota; Viridiplantae; Streptophyta; Magnoliopsida; Fabales; Fabaceae
Exons: 2
Coding region: 225-2273 (682 amino acids)
Source: RefSeq, a predicted model, not a curated record
GCCCUACCCGUGCCACAAAAUUUGAAUUCUUUCUCUUUCUCUCUCUCCAUCACAAAGUUACAACCUUUUUCUAAAACAAAUUAUUGGGCAGCAAUGUUUGGGAUAACACACCCUUGUUGAAAUUCAAAUCUACUCUUUCUUUCUCUUUUGAGCUUCCACUACUAUGACCCUUCCUUUUUCUGCAACUAUUUUCUUUCUCUAGUUCAAUUCAAUAGUUCAAUUUCAUGGGUACAUGUUUGAGUAAGAAGAAAGAGUCUUCUACUUCAACCAAGUCAACCACAACAACAUCUGUUGAGUUUGAGUGGAAGAACAACUCUUCUUGUAAGAAUGGUAUCACAGUGUCCAAACCAGAAGUGAAAACUCAACAAGAAGUGAAGCUGAAGAAUGAGAAUAAUAAGAAACAUGUUGAUUCAGUACAAGAACAUAGAGGGCAAGUUAAAAAAGAGAUUUUUAUCAUUAAACAUAGGAAGAGUCAUGAUGAUAAAGACAGAAAUUCUAGUAUUGAAGGAUCUGAGUUAAUGGGUAUGAGAACUUCAAGCUGUACUAAAGAAGAUGUAGAUGCAAUUCUUAUACAUUGUGGUAGACUCAGCAGAAAUUCUUCAGGUAAAGCUUCUUCCUUUAGGGAACAAAGGAGGAGAUUCUCAAGUUCAAAGAGAAGUAAUGAUUUUGAUAACUGUGAUAAUGAUGCAAUUUGCUAUGAAAAGGACCAAAAAAUUAGUGGUUUUUAUGAGGAUGGUGAUUGGAAAGAACCUGCAGAGAAGUUUUACCAGCAUCUACAAUCUCCAAGGUCACUUUCAAUGGAUAGAAAUAGAAGAAGAACACCAAGUAGGGAAAGAGAGCAGCAACAAUGUUCAAGCAGCAGAGAGAGGAGAAUUAGUAUCUCACCUGUAAGAAGAUGUACAGAUACAACCACAACACUGAAUGCAAGAAACAAUACCAAUACUAGUUCUAUGCCUGCUAAAAUGGUAUCUGUUCCUGCUACUGUUACAUCCCUUGUAAUGGAUAAGAGUUAUAAUAAUGGUUGUGGAGGUGGAGAAUCUGCAGCAGCUACAGCUCGUAUCAGGAGGAUUACAGUUAGGAGAAAUGUUGGUUCGCCGCGUUCUCAGUCUCCUGCAAGAGCAAAUGGGAAUGCAGUAAAUCAGCAGCAGGAACUAUCGUUUAGCCGAAAUUCCUCGAGGAAAAAAGAAGAAUCGCCAUACAGAAGAAAUCCACUGAGUGAGCUUGAAUCUAACUACCUUGCUAUUCCACAUUCAACAGCCAAUAGCAACAGCAGCUGGGUGCAAAACAGAUCCAAAAAGGAAGUUGAAACAGAAGAUAAUCAGAAACCAAAUGCCAGCAGAAGUGCAUUGGACAAGUGUGUGGAUGUCAAUUGUAAAACAAAAUUACAACAAGAUGAAGAUGUCAAAGUGAAGUCUUCAAUGAUUGAUAAUGUUGUUGUCAAGACAAUGGGGCCACAAGUGGUUGAAAACCUAAAGCCCCAUACAUUAACAAGAACAAGAUCUUCGAGGAGAUCGCGAGACUUAGAGUUAGACCUCAGCCCUGAAGCUCUAUCGAUUCCUCCACAGUCCUACACCUCACUACUUCUUGAAGAUAUCCAGAACUUCCAUCAAAAGAACACACCAUCACCACCAUCACCACCCGUUUCUCUCCCAGCUUGUGUCGCCAGAGCUUGCUCUAUCCUUGAAGCUGUUGCUAAUCUCAACUCCAAUACAAGCUCAAACUUGUCUGGUGUAGGGGAAAGGAGAAAUCCACUAGGUUUCCAGUCCAGUAGGAAUGAGUACAAUGUUCCAUUGGGUACUAGUAAUAGCUAUGGGAAGAGUGUGGCAGAUACCAAGGCUCCAAUUGUAGAGUCUGAGUUAAUUGUUUAUGAUGAUAUGGUCGAAUCAAGCUUACAUAAGUUUGAGACAAUGGAUAAGGGUGGUUCAAACAUGGAGGAACAAGAGUCUUCGGGAAGCAACAGCUUAACUGUCAGUAGUGCAAAACUGCGGCGUGGCAUUUCUUCUUCUUGUGAACCCAGUUCUACUGAUUCAAAAGAUUGCUGGACUGUUAGAACGAACAACGGAAGAGAGGAUGGUCAGAAAAUUCCAUUAGGCUUGGAAGCAAGGGUGUCUCCUGUAGCAAGGCGAGCGAACGUGGAUGGAGCAAAGAGGAAAUUGAACAGCAAAAAGAGAGUGUGUGAUCGACAACAUGACAAUGAGACGGGGCGUGGCAGGCUUGGUGCCAAUAAUGUUCUUCACAUGAAACCAGUUGUCACAGCAGCUGCAUCCACAUAAAUCAUAAAUGAAAUCACAUUCAUCUUUUUGUCAUUAAUAGUCCCAUGAGUUUGAUGUUCCUUUUUGUUUGGCGUUGCAAACUCUGCAACCAGUUUUCAUUUAAUUAAGGUCCAUGUGAAUACUCUAUGUUGUUCCUGUUUCACUUGUAACAACAGUAUGUUUCUUUAUUUCUUCAAAUCAGAAAUGCAUAAAAAGGAUCAGUUCCAUUAUGUU